Molecule: messenger RNA, 417 nt
Organism: Microsporum canis CBS 113480
Lineage: Eukaryota; Fungi; Ascomycota; Eurotiomycetes; Onygenales; Arthrodermataceae
Exons: 2
Coding region: 1-417 (138 amino acids)
Source: RefSeq, a predicted model, not a curated record
AUGGGCCUUGAAGACCAACUCGUUGCUACUGAUAAGGCCGAAUAUCGAGUUCUAAUAGUACCUAGAAGAAGAGACGGGCCUGUCGGAAACCGAGAGGCAAAUGGGUCUAGGACCAAGGUUGUUAUUACCAUAGACAUCAGCCGGCGCACUCCGCAUCUCACUCUACAGCGCUGGGAGCACUACUAUCCUCCAUCCCGGCCAGCCACCCGUUCUUUCCAGCCAAAUGGAUCAACCGUGCAAACGGUUGAGGUGAUUCAUGAAAACGGUAUCACAAGAGCCACAGGGGAGCUCACUAUCCCCUUUGAGAAAGUGAUCCGUCGCGCGAAACGCGACCGCAGAGAGACUGAUAUCGUUGUUGAAAGGCAUGAACUGGUAAAGGUGGCCGAGUUUGUCUGGAGAGCUCAGGAGUUUAUGUGA